CUUUGUUAAGAAUCUUUAUGGAGAUGUGAUAGGUGAAAUAAAUCGGCAAAGUUUGGAUGGUACUGAUGCAAUAGACUUUGAAAUUCGCAAGAAUCCAACAUCCGAUCUAGUAUUGGGACAAGGGUGGUUGUGGGUAUAUGAAGUAAAGAUGAGCUUUAAAUUAUCUCAUAAAGGAAAUUUUGACCCUCUUGCUAAAAUUGUAAUAGAUGGUAUGAGUAUCCCAUUAAUCGAAAAAGAUUUUAGCAAAGAGAGCUCUAGUAAAAAUGACUUAUCUAGCCAUAAAGUGACUGCUUCCAGCAAUUUCAGAUCCGUUAGGGAUAGCUCUUCUCGUCAUCUAUCUGCAAAAGAUAUUGAAUGUGCAAUUAAAACUGCAAUAGAUCCCCUUUCCACAAAUCCAACAUUGUCACCGAAAA
Racocetra fulgida is the source of this 413-nucleotide messenger RNA. The record is from the annotation of a GenBank genome assembly. Lineage: Eukaryota; Fungi; Glomeromycota; Glomeromycetes; Diversisporales; Gigasporaceae.